Drosophila takahashii is the source of this 1299-nucleotide messenger RNA. RefSeq names its product nuclear regulator Bacchus (gene Bacc). NCBI's taxonomy places the organism in Eukaryota, Metazoa, Arthropoda, Insecta, Diptera, Drosophilidae. The record is from RefSeq and is a predicted model, not a curated record.
GCUGAAUCGCAUUCAGUGUGUUUGUGUGCUUCGUUCGGAUCGGUUCUCCUCUCUCUUGUAUCUCUCGCCUCCCCGAGUAUCUUGCGCUGGUUUUUUGUCGAUUUUGUGGAUUUGUCGAUCACUGAAUUCGAAAUACAGUAACCAAAACAAGCGAAAAACCCGCACUGUUUUCUAGCAAGUAAAAGUUCCCGGAAAAACAAAAACAAAAAACAUGUCGGCUGCUACGGAACAACAGAACAACGGCGAUGUGGCCGUGGAGAAGGUGGCGGCGGAGGAUGUGAGCUCCGUGAAGGACGAUCUCAAGGCGAAGGCGGCCGCCGAGGAUAAGGCCGCUGCUGCCGACGCCGCCGGCGAUGCGGCCGACAACGGUGCGUCAAAGGACGGCGAGGAUGCCGCCGACGCUGCUGCCGCCGCUGCCCCCGCAAAGGAAUCCGUGAAAGGCACCAAGAGGCCAGCAGAAGCCAAAUCCGCAGAAUCAAAGAAGGCCAAGAAAGCCGCGGAUGGCGAUUCCGAUGAGGAAGAGGCUCUGGACGAAAUCAUCGAGGGCGACAGUGAAAUCGAGAGCGACGAGUACGACAUCCCCUACGAUGGUGAGGAGGACGACAUUGAAUGUGAUGAUGAUGAUGAUGAUAAUGAUGACGGUUCCGGCUCGGACGAUCAGGCGUAAUAAUAAUGUAGUCAAAAAUACAAACAAAAACAAACAAAAAAUUUAAAUUAAUAAUAAAUAAAAGUUACAAGCAAAAAAACAAAACAAAAAAAAUAAUAAUAAACCAACAACCAGAAAAUAAACCACAACAAGGAGAAGAAGGAGGAGAAAAAACCACAAAAAAAUCGCAAAAGUAUAUAAUUUUUAUGUUUAAGAAAUAAUUUUUUAUUUCUUACCUUAUUUUAAUUGUAUUUUAUGUGUACUUUUUUUAUAAAAAACUACAAAACAAACAAAAAUUGUAAUUGAAGGCAUUUUCGUAUGAAAGCAAUCUAUACGGAAACCAACAAAAAGUAAACAUCCCCACUAUAUACAAGAAAAAAAAAAAAAAAACCAAAAUCUUUCUUUCCUUUAUGUCAUAAGUCCUAAUUUAAACGCCCAGUUUAUGCGUAAAACAAAAUAUACAAAGAUUGAAAAUGUAGCGUAAACGAAGCCCGUGAAUUAAACACAGACACACACACACACAUACAAAAUAUUAAAAAAUUCAUUAUUAAAUUAGACGUUACAUUUAUGAAUGAUCGAAAGAAACAAAAAAUACAAAAAUGAAAAAGAAACAGCAAAUGCAAUUAAAUACAAAACAAAUAAAACAUAAAAAA